CGAAGUAGUGUUCAGUUCAGUGACAUAUUGAUACCCAUACGAUCGUAUUUCUGAAUGUUUGACGUUAAAACUUAUACCUAACCUCGUGAGAACGUCAAUUAAUGAAAAAUAAAACAUUUAGAUAAAGCAAAAGCAAUGUUUUCUAGUAAAAAUAAAGUGAAUGAUCUACCACCAAGGCCGAAACCCCCGGAUACCAGGCAAAUACUGGAAGAUUUAAACAAUGCAGAAAAUUGUGAUGAUGUCGCUUUUAAGCUUUUUGCCAAAGAUUAUGCAGAUUCUAGUCUUAAUGAAUCGUCACAGAAUGAUUUUGGAAAAUCAAGUAGCUCUUAUGAAAGAGUCAAGACCUACCUUGAUAUUAUUAAAAAAUUAAAAGUAUUAAAACUUUCGUUGAGCGAACAUGAGAAAUUAUUAUUAGCUGACAUAGAAGAUAUGAUGAAAUUAACAAAGGAUAUCAAAAAUCAGGCACAAGCAGCUUUAAUUCAAUAAUAAUUAUAUAAAUUAGUUUCAAUGUUAUAAAUCCAAUCCAAAUUGCUGGUAAAAGUUAUGUAAAUAUAAAGAAUGUACAUAAAUUAUAUAUUAAACAUAAAUAAAUGUAUAAAAUAA
Molecule: messenger RNA, 603 nt
Organism: Trichogramma pretiosum
Lineage: Eukaryota; Metazoa; Arthropoda; Insecta; Hymenoptera; Trichogrammatidae
Product: UPF0449 protein C19orf25 homolog
Exons: 2
Coding region: 136-486 (116 amino acids)
Source: RefSeq, a predicted model, not a curated record